Chelmon rostratus (copperband butterflyfish) is the source of this 1913-nucleotide messenger RNA. Its product is annotated as ADP-ribosylation factor-like protein 4C. The record is from RefSeq and is a predicted model, not a curated record. NCBI's taxonomy places the organism in Eukaryota, Metazoa, Chordata, Actinopteri, Chaetodontiformes, Chaetodontidae. Gene Ontology annotation, cellular component: cytoplasm. Gene Ontology annotation, biological process: endocytic recycling; intracellular protein transport. The transcript has a single exon. Bases 596 to 1174 code for a protein of 192 amino acids. Gene Ontology annotation, molecular function: GTP binding; GTPase activity.
CGCAGCUGCAGCGACCAGCCCCGAUGCAAACCAGUGAACGAAUCAGUUGCUUUUCGGUGGAAGUUAUUUUCUCGAUUCGACCACGAGAGUCAGGAUCUGCAAUCUAUUUGUGCGCAGUUUCCAGGGAGAGUGUUGGAUUCUGGAGAGGACCGAAUCACUGCAGAGGAUACAGAGGGGUAUUUCCGGCACGUAAAGGUUUCUGAUCGUCGUUGUCCUUUCUAGUACAAACACCGUCCACACCGUCCUGAAGGAGUGAUAAAACUGUGGAGCUUAUUCGUCGCCAAACGGAUAUGAGCGCGAGAGGAGAAUACUAAUGAACGGCGCGCUGCGACCUACCGAGGCGCAACGCGUCCUCAACUAAUGCUGACGGCCAGUGGAGAGCCGAUCAAUCAUCCAGACCGCACCUGGGCCUGAGCACCACCUCAGUCUCCACGUGAGGAAUUUUACAUCCUCAACCUAGGAAUUAAUGAGUGGGAUCUAAGCACCAGAGCUAUUUUUUCCAGAGGCGCUGAUAGAAAAAAAAUCCUGCAGCUGCUGCACAAGGUAGAAAAAGCAAAAACAAAACAGAAGAAAAACUAAAUAAAUAAAUGCCAAAAUGGGCAACAGUUUCUCCAACAUCUCUGCCUUCCAGUCUCUUCACAUCGUCAUGCUGGGAUUGGACUCUGCAGGGAAGACCACAGUUCUUUACAGACUCAAAUUUAAUGAAUUUGUCAACACAGUUCCAACAAUUGGUUUCAACACUGAAAAAAUAAAGCUGAGUAACAGCACUGCAAAGGGCAUCAGUUGUCAUUUCUGGGACGUGGGAGGCCAGGAGAAGCUGAGGCCCCUGUGGAAGUCCUACAGCCGGUGCACUGAUGGGAUCAUUUACGUUGUGGACUCUGUGGAUGUUGACAGGUUGGAGGAGGCCAAGACUGAACUGCACAAAGUCACCAAAUUUGCUGAGAAUCAAGGGACACCACUGCUGGUCAUCGCCAACAAGCAGGACCUGCCCAAAUCUCUUCCAGUGUCAGAUAUUGAGAAGCAGCUGGCUCUGCACGAGCUCACCCCCUCCACCACCUAUCACAUCCAACCUGCCUGUGCUAUAAUAGGUGAGGGGCUUCAUGAGGGUAUGGACAAACUGUAUGAAAUGAUACUGAAGAGGAGGAAAUCCCUAAAACAGAAGAAGAAGCGGUAACAGAUGUUAAUUCUUUGGACAGUGUCAGUCCAAUUUACUUUAAGGAAUCCAGGUUCUGCCAGUGUUGCCCCAAACAGGUUUACUUUGCAGUUAUUUUUAAAAGAUAUUCUCUCUUUGGAUUAAAGCUGUUCAACGCUUUGAUGCUGUGAAUGAUGCUUUUGCACACUGGAGGCUGCCUCACUGGCUGCAGUAGAUAAAAUACAUACUAAGGUAAACCAAAAAGACAAACUAUUAAAUGAAACUUGAAAUGACUACUCAGAGCUACAGCACUGAGGAAGAUAAAGAGGCUGGCCCUUUUGUCUGCUGGUUUAUAAUGGACUUUGAAAACAGUUUGAUUCUGAAGAUGUGCUGUAGGUCACUGAAGAGUUUUAUGGGCUCAAAUAUUUGUUAUUUCCAUCCACACAAGGAGGUCAGCAGAAGGUGGAUUGGACACUUGUCCUGUGCUGUUUUGUUUUUUUUUUUUGUUUUUUUGUUUUGUUUUGUUUUGUUGUGGGGUGGGUAGACAUCUGCAGUAUCAGUCUUUGAUUAUGGAUGUGAUGCAGACUUUUUUUUUUUUUUUUGGAGCAUUAAAGUAGCCUUUCCUCCACAUGGUGGACUGAGAACAAAGAGUCCACUACUUUGCACUUUUCAUUUCCAAACAAACAGUAAAGAACUACACUGUAUUAUUAAGGGAGCAGAUCCAGGUGGUUUAUGUACUCAGAAGCCAAAAUCAAAUUAUUUUUUGAAUAUUAAAAGAUUU